AUGUACACAGUGAACGUCAGAACACAACUUGUGUAUUCCUUCACCAGCCUUGCUCUCGCAGAAUACAUCACCGGUGAUAAUGGCGCAGGAUUCUCCACAACGACCUCCUUAGCCCUCUGUUUAGCCAACUCGCUGAUCCAAUGUGACCUUAACCCCCCAGGCCACGAGCCCACCCUUGAACCCGGCGGGGAAGGGUCUGACGGACUCUUCUCAAUUCGUCACCAAGCCGCCGAGUACAUCAGAUGGUGGAGAGCGGGCCAUUUUUCCGUUUCCCCGGCGCCCAGCGCUCCGGACGGAGCCACCCAGGCUGCAUUGCAGAUCUGGGAGGAAGGCCUGAGGAGAGGCCGGCCGACAGCCGAGAUAUUGGAGGCUGUCAGAUCUGAUCAGCUUCUGGGGCAGCAGGCUCCUCCCACCUCGGUGGUGUGGGUGCUGCCCAUUGCGUUGCUGUUCUGGCGCGAUACGGCAAAGGCCGUGGAGUUAACGCGGGCCGCUGCGAAUGUCGUUAUGCCCGCCGCCAGGGACCUGGCUGGGUGGUAUGUGUUUGCCGUGACGUCGAUCCUGUGGAACUGGGCUGCGAAGAGCAACGUUAGGCUAGAGAAGAGGUGGAUGCGCGUAAAGAUUGAGGACGAGUACAAACGGCUGAAGCUGGAUGGGGCAAGAGGGGCCGGAGAUGUCCAUAGAGGGGUCGAGAUAUAUAUGGAAACGGACACGUUUGAUGAGGGGUUGAGUAUUGCAAGACGAUGCAAUCCGCAGGUAGCAAUGGCAUAUGCUGGGAUUGCGGCUAUCUGGUAUGGGGCUGCGGUGGGGGAGGUGGAUGGCCGGGCUUUUGUGGGAUAUGAUGUUGUGGAGGAGCUUUCUGGGGCGAUUGGGACAUUGGCAAAGGAGAUGGAGAAAAAAGAUGAUGAUGAUACGCAGAUGCUUGCUUCCAGUAUCCCGCUGGACGAUGAGUAUGAUGGGAUGAUUUAG
Morchella sextelata is the source of this 966-nucleotide messenger RNA. RefSeq lists its product as uncharacterized. The record is from RefSeq and is a predicted model, not a curated record. The transcript has a single exon. Lineage: Eukaryota; Fungi; Ascomycota; Pezizomycetes; Pezizales; Morchellaceae. Bases 1 to 966 code for a protein of 321 amino acids.